Molecule: messenger RNA, 1817 nt
Organism: Paraphaeosphaeria sporulosa
Lineage: Eukaryota; Fungi; Ascomycota; Dothideomycetes; Pleosporales; Didymosphaeriaceae
Product: phosphoglycerate dehydrogenase
Exons: 3
Coding region: 21-1817 (598 amino acids)
Biological process (GO): L-serine biosynthetic process
Molecular function (GO): NAD binding; phosphoglycerate dehydrogenase activity
Source: RefSeq, a predicted model, not a curated record
CUUCAGCAUUUGCCUUCAGCAUGGCCAUCGAGACGUACAACACUCGCCCCAAGAUUCUCAUCCCGGAGAAGGUUUCGCCGGAUGGCCUGGCGCUGCUAAAGGAGAGCUUCGAGGUAGAUGAGAGGAAGGGACUUAGCGCAGAGCAGCUGAAAGAGAUUAUUGGACAGUAUGAAGCGUUGAUCGUGAGGAGCGAGACAAAGGUUACGGCGGAGCUGCUGGGGGCUGCAAAGAAGCUGAAGGUUGUAGCGAGGGCUGGCGUUGGUGUCGACAAUGUCGAUGUCAAGACUGCGACGUCGUUGGGUAUCAUUGUCGUCAAUUCGCCGAGUGGGAAUAUCAAUGCCGCUGCCGAACAUACCAUUGCUCUCCUGAUGGCAGUGGCUCGGAACGUGGCAGAUGCGAGUCAGAGCAUCAAGGCUGGGAAAUGGGAACGAAGCCGCCUGACGGGUAUUGAAGCAAAGGGAAAGACCCUGGCGAUCGUUGGGCUGGGCAAGGUGGGUCUCACCGUAGCUCGGAUCGCCAAUGGCUUCGGUAUGCGAUUGAUCGCCUACGACCCAUACGCAAACGAGAACCUGGCAACAGCAGCAUCAGUGACCUUACUACCCAACCUGGCCGACCUCCUCACACAAGCCGAUUUCCUGACUCUUCACACCCCACUGAUUGCGUCUACCAAGGGCAUGAUUUCCAGAGCCGAGCUAGCCACGAUGAAGCCUACAGCACGAAUCUUGAAUGUUGCAAGAGGAGGUAUGAUCGACGAAGAUGCCCUCGUGGAAGCCCUAGACGCUGGCACGAUCGCGGGCGCCGGGAUCGACGUGUGGACUUCUGAGCCUCCAGAGGCCGACUCAUCAGCGAGUCGCCUCAUCGCGCACCCAAAAGUCGUUGCAACACCACAUCUCGGAGCCAGUACCAAAGAAGCCCAAGAAAACGUCUCCAUCGACGUCUGCGAGCAAGUCGUCUCCAUUCUCUCCGGCGAGCUCCCUCGCUCAGCCGUCAAUGCACCCAUCAUUCUCCCAGAAGAGUACCGCACCCUCCAGCCUUUCGUCACGCUCCUCGAAAAGAUGGGCUCCCUGUACACCCAGCACUACUCGGGCAAAGUGAACGCCGCCAGCUUCCGCACCACAUUCGACAUUACCUAUGAAGGCGCACUGGCCGAGCUCAACACCACCAAGCCCCUCUUCGCUGCCCUCGUAAAAGGCCUGCUCUCCCCCAUCAGCGAAACACUAAACAUUAACAUUGUGAACGCGGAACUAGUGGCAAAGGAGCGCGGCAUCCUCAUCAACGAACAGCGCAGCCGUGAGAACGUGGAUGCUAAACCGUACUCGAGUUUCAUCACGCUGCGCGCUCGUGCCAGCCGCUCCUCGUCGCAGGCGCGCCAGGGACGUUCAGCUAGCCCACUCUCCUCGCGCGUACCGCAGGCCCAGCCGCCAGCUACCGGCCAGGCGCAGCUCACUCCCAAUACCCAGGCUCCAGCGAAGGAGACUUCGGAGCAAGUCAUCCAAGGCUUCGUUUCAGGCAACAAACCAUUCAUCUCACGGUUGGACCGGUUCAGCGGCGAGUUUGUCCCCCAGGGCACGCUGCUGAUCUGCCGCAACUUCGACUCCGUCGGCAAGAUCGGGUAUGUGGGCAACUUGUUGGGGAAGGCUGGUGUCAACAUCAAGUUUAUGAAUGUAGCGCCGUUGCAUGAUGCGGACGAGGAGGAGGGAAGCGGAAGUAAAGAGGCGCUCAUGAUACUUGGGGUUGAGGGAGAAGUUACGGAGGCGGUGAGAAAGGGGCUAAUUAGUGAGGAGGGGGCGUUGGAGGCGAGUUUGGUCGUGUUGUAG